AUGGGAAAAGAGAAGACCCACAUCAACCUUGUCAUCAUUGGUCAUGUUGAUAGUGGUAAAUCCACCACCACUGGACAUCUGGUUUAUAAGUGUGGAGGUGUUGAUUCAAGAACUCUGGAGAAGUAUGAGAAAGCUGCAGCCCAGAUGGGUAAAGGUUCGUUUAAGUAUGCCUGGGUUCUGGAUAAGCUCAAAGCAGAAAGGGAGCGUGGCAUCACCAUUGAUAUUUCUUUGUUGAAGUUCAACACUCAGAAGUACGUCUUUACGAUAAUUGAUGCACCCGGGCAUCGUGACUUUAUUAAAAAUAUGAUCACAGGAACCUCACAGGCGGAUGCAGCACUUCUGGUUGUCUCUGCAGCCAAGGGUGAGUUUGAGGCAGGCAUUUCUCGCAAUGGUCAGACAAGAGAGCAUGCUUUGCUGGCAUACACCCUAGGUGUCAAACAGCUUGUCGUCUGCAUCAACAAGAUUGACCUUACCGAACCACCUUUUAACCAAAAACGCUUUGAUGAAGUGGUGAGAGAUGUGACCGUCUUCAUAAAGAAGAUUGGUUAUGACCCAACAGCGGUGCCCUUUGUUCCUGUAUGUGGUUGGAGUGGUGAGAACAUGCUUGCUCCAUCCCCAAAGAUGGCAUGGUUUAAAGGCUGGAAGAUUAAAAGAAAAGAUGGCUUUUCAACUGGCAAAACUCUUUUAGAAGUGCUGGACUCGCUGUACCCUCCUGUACGAUCAGCCAAUAAGCCUCUACGUCUACCCCUACAGGAUGUCUACAAAAUAGGAGGAGUUGGGACCGUUCCUGUGGGCAAAAUUGAAACUGGGAUUCUAAAGCCUGGGAUGGUUCUGACUUUCUCACCCGCCAAGCUGACUGCAGAGGUCAAGUCCAUUGAAAUGCAUCACCAGGGGUUGGAUACUGCCCUACCUGGCCACAAUGUAGGCUUCAACAUCAAAAAUGUGGCAGUCAAGAACCUGAGACGAGGAGAUGUUGCUGGAAAUGCCCAACAAGAUCCGCCAUCUGAUGUCAGCAGUUUUGUUGCUCAGGUGAUCAUUCUCAAUCACCCUGGCAAAAUAAAGAACGGUUACUCUCCAGUGCUGGACUGCCACACCACCCAUGUUACCUGCCGCUUUGCGGAGUUGCUGGAAAAGCUUGACCGUCGCACAGGGAAGAAACUUGAGGACUGGCCCAAUUACCUGGUGUCGGGAGAUGCUGCAACAGUCAGAUUCGUCCCUAACAAACCCCUCUGUGUGGAGAGCUUCUUUACUUAUCCACCAUUAGGUCGAUUUGCUGCUAGGGAUCUGAAGCAGACUGUGGCUGUAGGAGUAAUCAAGUCUGUGGAGAAGGUGGAUCAAAUGAAGAAAACUGCACAGAAAGGUCAAUCGGUGAAAUGUUAA
Messenger RNA from Trichomycterus rosablanca, 1380 nucleotides. RefSeq names its product eukaryotic translation elongation factor 1 alpha 1, like 3 (gene eef1a1l3). Gene Ontology annotation, biological process: translational elongation; translation. Lineage: Eukaryota; Metazoa; Chordata; Actinopteri; Siluriformes; Trichomycteridae. Gene Ontology annotation, molecular function: GTP binding; GTPase activity; translation elongation factor activity. The coding region runs from base 1 to 1380 and encodes 459 amino acids. The record is from RefSeq and is a predicted model, not a curated record. The transcript is spliced from 7 exons.